GUGUUAAAAAAAGUUUAAGCUUCAAAAAAAAGUUGUAAGACUUUUUCUUACUCAAAAUGGGAAGAGACUGCCACGGUGGUGGCCGCGGUGGAGCCUUCUCUUCCUCUAAGUCAAAGAAAACAGCAAAUGGAUGCAUGGCUGCUUUUUACCACUUAUUUGAUCACCUCACUAUUGAUUCUCCUUCAAGGUCAAAAGGCUUGAAGUUAAUAGAAGAGUCUCUACCAUCAACAACUUACAAGGACAAACAAAGUUUGAACAUUCCAGUAAGCAUGAGAGUGAGAACAGAGACAGGGACAAAGAGUUCAAGACUCAGAGCUCUUGCGACUGAUACUUCAACUUCUUCAUCUGAAAUCUGUAACUCACCAGGAAGCAAAACACCAAACUUGGUGGCUAGACUAAUGGGUCUUGAUCUUCUUCCUGACAAAACUAACCUAAACCAUUCACUGUCAGAUCUUCAUACAAUGUCGAGUCAUCAUGGAUCAAGUCAUAGACUUUCCAAGAAAGGGACACGAUCUUUACCGGUGAGCCCUAGAAUCUCCUCUGCUCGGAAAUCGGAUUUCGACAUUCAUCGCCUCUCUCUUCAGCUGAACAAAGAGAAAGAGUUUGGGUGUUCAAAGCUGAAACAAGAUCAAGAGGAGAGUCAUAGUCCGAGAGAUUACGCGAGGCAGAUAGUUAAACAAAUCAAAGAGAGAGUCGUCACAAGAAGAGUCGUCGGUAUCGAUAUAACAAACUCGGUGAAGAACAGAGAAGCAAGACCAUCACAUGAGCUUAGAAGAGAUACAACAGUUUCUUGCUCACCAAGAACUAGGUUUUCAGAUAAAGAGAACAAACAAAGCACCAGUUAUAAACCUAAUUCCUCUUCUUCUUCCAGACAAGAACCGAUCAUUCAGAAGCCAAAGCCAAAGCCAACAACAGUGAUUCUUGUUUCAGUGUCAAAAGCCUCUGGUGAGAAACAGAGCCAGAACAGAGUAAAACAAAGGCAACUAAAACCAAUCAACUUAUGCAAGAAGGCAGAGAGUGAAACAAGACGUCCCAUAAAGCCUUCUCCUACAUCAGAUAUUCGAAACAGGAAGCGAGAGGCUUUCUUGUCUGAAUCAACAGACGUGAAAGCCAAGCCUUUACACAAGAAGAAGUUCAAGAAAAUACCAAAGUCAAAUGAUCUUGAAAACAUCUCUGCGACAAGACCUCCUCAGAAACAGAUUAACGAAAGAGAUCGAUUAAUAUCGAAUGAAGUAGCAUCGAUUCGCUCUAGUUUGAUGCCAAAAAGCGAGAAGACUAGUCCACAAGUAUCGAUAAAUCACAAAUUAAACGAUGAAUCCACUGGAAUAGAUUCUGAAAAAGACUACAUCACAAGAAUAAUGAAUCUUGCGGGAAUCAAGAAUGACUCAUCAACAACAAUGCUCGAUCCUUCGAUUUUCCGCAAACUAGAGCAUUUUGGAGAUUAUCCAUCAGGAAGAUUGGCUCUGGGAUGGAAUCGGAGGCUAUUGUUCGAUCUAGUGAACGAGAUUCUGAUUGAAAACGUGGCAAAACAACGCGAAAACUAUCCGGGAUCGGAGCUAAUCAGCGAGCUCUGUUCCGCUGUUGCGAGAUAUAGUAGUAAGUGUUGUCCCCUUCCUGAAGAGAUUGCUUUAAUGGAAGUUGAUCAUAUUGUAGAGAAGAAGAAGCUUGAAGAGGAAGGAGAAGAGAUCAUUGCAGAGAUUGAGCGGGAGAUCAUAGACAAGCUCGUGCGAGAAACUUUGUCCGAAUUGAGUCUUAACCAGAGACAAAGCAAAACGACGUCGCCACGUCGGUAGUAAUAUAAUUUGUGGGCCUAU
Molecule: messenger RNA, 1814 nt
Organism: Arabidopsis arenosa
Lineage: Eukaryota; Viridiplantae; Streptophyta; Magnoliopsida; Brassicales; Brassicaceae
Source: the annotation of a GenBank genome assembly